AUGAUAGAGUAUUACAAACUGCCGGACGUGACCGCCACCAAUGCGGAAAUCAAAAAGGCGUACAAAAAACUAGCGCUACGAUGGCACCCAGAUAAAAAUCCAAACAAUCCAGCAGAAUCAAAUCGGCGGUUUAAGGAGAUCUCCGAAGCAUAUGAAGCGCUAUCAGAUGAGAAAAAACGUCACAUCUAUGACCAGUCCGCUCCAGUUGCAGCUGUUUCGUCCCGUCCGGUACCGAGUCAACCGAUGGUCCAGCCUGCGACGCGCUCGGCUGUUGCUACGUCAAUGGCAGCCACCAGCCAGGGACUUGGAUUAAAGUCUAAAAUAUCAGGUACGCCAGGUGGUGUUGCUGCAAUCGGUUUGCCGUCGGACAUUCCUCUAACCAGAAUAUUCAGCGGUUCCGAUUCGAAGAAGGCAGUCACAGAAGCACAGAGUGCUUUGGUUCAGCAAUACGCUCCGGCAGGACGAUGCUCGUGGAAGAUCACGCAGUCCUGUGCACAAGAACAGCCCGAUUUGACCCUGUGCGAAGGUUUCAACGAGUCGCUCAGGUAUUAG
Topomyia yanbarensis is the source of this 552-nucleotide messenger RNA. RefSeq names its product chaperone protein DnaJ-like. The record is from RefSeq and is a predicted model, not a curated record. Lineage: Eukaryota; Metazoa; Arthropoda; Insecta; Diptera; Culicidae. The transcript has 2 exons. Gene Ontology annotation, cellular component: cytoplasm; nucleus. Bases 1 to 552 code for a protein of 183 amino acids. Gene Ontology annotation, molecular function: protein-folding chaperone binding; protein folding chaperone.